AUGGAUCAAAUAACGGAACACAAACUUAAUGCAGCUUGUAACGAUUUUGUUGCCGGAAUUGACCCCCUGAAAGUAUGCGAUUUGGCGACGUCAUGCCAUCCAAAAAAGGUGGCCUGUCAUAUCCUUGGGGAAUGGAAGAGAGGCAGCUACAACAUAUGUAUCCCAGUGGUUUUUGAAGAUGACGGCAAGAGUGAGAAGUGGGUGGUCAGAAUUCCAUUACUUCCCCGACUGGCAUUUCCGGAAGAGAAAAUGCGGAGUGAAAUCGCCACAAUGAAAUACAUCACAGAGAAAACCACCAUUCCAAUCCCUCGCAUCCAUGGCUACUCAAUUACUGGCGACAACAUCCUUGGCCUUCCAUUCCUGAUUAUUGAGUAUAUCGAGGGGAACACCCUACAUUCAAUGAAAUUCAAUGAUUUUAGGCGGAAGAAACGAGAACAUCUUUAUGCUCAACUAGGUGAUAUCUAUAUUCAACUCUUUCGGCAACAAUUUGAUCGAAUUGGGGCUCUCACCCUCACUGAAGGUGGAAAUUGGACAUUCACCAACACCUAUCCACUGACAAUUGACAUCAAUGAACAAGAAAUCAGUGGACUUGAUGCUCGCUGCUUUCUGAAUCUCAAUCAUACCUUUCAAUCAACUAUUGACUAUAUCUACAGUAUAGUGAGGCUGAUUUCCAACGAUUUUCACCGGGGCCGCGAAUCAAUACUAAAUGAGAAUGAUGCUCAAUUAUACUUAUAUAGUAUCUAUGCCUGCCAGAGCAUUCUGAUGGAGUGGGUUCAGCCUGAAUUCAACCAUGGGCCUUUUGUCUUAAUGCAUGGUGACCUGCGCCCGCCCAAUAUCAUUGUUGAUGAUAAUUUGAACAUCAUCUCAGUCCGUCCUAGACUGGGAAUGGAGCCACACAGUUCCAGUUCAAAUAUUUCUGACAAAAUCUCCUUCAUUGGGUAUCUUGCAGCAGCUAAUAGCUUUUGUUUUGAACUGGGGUGUCAGGAAUAUACCUUUCAUAAUCCAGAAAAGCUCCCAAGACAAGAGCUCCCAUUAACAAAACAUUGGUGGGAUUUGUCCAGCAUGCAAGACUAUCUGAUUCCUUUGGGACUUUUGGCGCCGCACUACUUCUCCAAUAUCUACUGGAAGGCCCUGGAUAGCUGGUACUAUGGUCCAAAUGGCAAAGAACGAGUACAAACAUUCUUUGGGCUUGAUAUUCGAAAACCUGACCACCAGGCUGUGAGGAAAAAAGUGGAAGAAUAUGAGUCGUAUAAAAAGGAGCGAGAGGAGUUGGGCAUAGAAGCAACAUCCGUCAGGAUUGCGACCACAGCUGAAGAAUUAUCUCAGCUGGCGAAAGCCUUAAAGAAGAGAGAAAUUGAAAAAGCUGAAGCGAUAUCCCGAAAUGCACACAGCCCCCAGCAACAACUUCCAUUCCCGCAACUAGCAUACCAAUCGCCAGAUAUCUCCACCACGGAGGGACGCAGAGCGGUUGGGACUUGGCUGUUCAUAGCUUUCAGCACUAUGUCUGCGGUUUGCAUUAUUAGUGGGAGACUAAUAAAAUAA
Uncinocarpus reesii 1704 is the source of this 1542-nucleotide messenger RNA. RefSeq lists its product as uncharacterized. Lineage: Eukaryota; Fungi; Ascomycota; Eurotiomycetes; Onygenales; Onygenaceae. The record is from RefSeq and is a predicted model, not a curated record. The transcript is spliced from 3 exons. The coding region runs from base 1 to 1542 and encodes 513 amino acids.